Molecule: messenger RNA, 1522 nt
Organism: Cimex lectularius (bed bug)
Lineage: Eukaryota; Metazoa; Arthropoda; Insecta; Hemiptera; Cimicidae
Product: palmitoyltransferase ZDHHC6
Exons: 8
Coding region: 151-1302 (383 amino acids)
Biological process (GO): protein palmitoylation
Cellular component (GO): Golgi apparatus
Molecular function (GO): palmitoyltransferase activity
Source: RefSeq, a predicted model, not a curated record
UGAGCAAAGGUGCUACCUUCCUGACACACUGGUCACAAAGUAACAACUAACAAGGGAACAGCAAUGUAUGUUGUUAGGAUUGCUUUGUUUUGUUCUGCAAUUGUACAAAGUGGGUAGAGAUUUUGCCACUAAGUGAGACCAUCUCCCGAGAUGUGUUUCCGCCCUUUUAAAAGGCUUUGCCACUGGGGCCCCCUAAUAGCUCUGGGCAUCAUAAAAAUUGUAUCUUACACGAUGAUAAUUUGUAGCAUUGAGAUAUUACCUCCGAUGCAAUCCCUUGCCGGCUUUUUCAACAUGAUAAUAUUCCUUUCCUUCAGCGGUCUCACUCUGUACAAUUUCUUAUGUGCUAUGUGCGAAGGACCUGGAUACUUACCUUUGAACUGGAAGCCGGAAAAUGAGAAGGAUGAGGUUUAUCUACAAUUUUGUACCUCAUGCCAGGGGUACAAAGCACCUCGGUCUCACCACUGUAGAAAAUGCGGUAGAUGUGUGAUGAAAAUGGAUCAUCAUUGCCCAUGGAUUAACAACUGUGUCGGGCAUGGCAACCACACCAACUUCACCAUGUUUCUUUUCUUCAGUUCUUCUGGUUGUGUUCAAGCAGCCUGUGUGAUAAGUGUCGCUCUGUAUAGAGCUUUUUAUCGGGCUUGGUACGCAUAUCAUUCUCCUUACAAUCAAGUUCAACUUUCAUUUAUGAGCCAAGCACUUACAAUUUUUGCAGUUGGGCUUUCAAUAGGUGUUGCAUUAUCUGUUGGAGCGCUGUUUUUCUUCCAAAUAAGAGCAAUUUUGAACAAUAGAACUGGAAUAGAAGACUGGAUAUAUUCAAAAGCGGUUUCAAGAAGACUGCCAGAUGACCCCGAAUUUAUUUACCCUUAUGAUUUGGGUUGGAAGCAAAAUUUGCUGCAGGUUUUUAACAUAAAUAUGGAAACUGUAGGCGAUGGAAUUACAUGGCCAGUCGUUGAAGGGUGCAAUCAGUACACACUGACUAUAGAACAAAAAGAGCAGAAGCAUGAAAAGCGACUGCGAACAAGGCCGUACAUUGUGGAGAGGGCAUACAGCGGAUAUUGGUUUCCUGUAGUGCACGGUUGGAGGGUGUGCACCCAUCCUCCUCUCUCCGACGAGCCUCGUAUUGCCCUGAAACCUUCUGAAAUUAUCAGCGUCACGAGAUGGCGAAGGUAUUGGUUGUUUGGAGAAAAAGCGGCGGACGACCCAAGUGGCAAACGGGUCCGUGGUUGGUUCCCGAGGUGUUGUGUUAUGGAACUCAAUGAAGGAGGGGAUUUCACUGUGCCUGAACCAAAAAAGGACAAUUAAAAUUUGAAAAACAAAUUUGUAUAAUAAUGUUUUUAUAUUUCAAACAUGUAUGUAUGUAUAGAAUGUAUCUUUUUUAUUAUUUAUAUUAUGUAUUCUUAUAAAAAUGGAGAAACUCUUAAUAACCAAAAAAAUUUAUAUAGUGAUAUAUUUAUAAUGUGAAAUUGAAAAUAGUAUUUUAUAUUUACUGUAAUAAAAAAAAUUAAAUGCUCUUAAACUUAUA